Molecule: messenger RNA, 492 nt
Organism: Sardina pilchardus (European sardine)
Lineage: Eukaryota; Metazoa; Chordata; Actinopteri; Clupeiformes; Clupeidae
Product: profilin-3-like
Exons: 2
Coding region: 19-492 (157 amino acids)
Biological process (GO): regulation of actin filament polymerization; positive regulation of actin filament bundle assembly; actin cytoskeleton organization
Cellular component (GO): cytoplasm
Molecular function (GO): actin binding
Source: RefSeq, a predicted model, not a curated record
GCUGCUUCAUCAUAGAUCAUGUGGAAUCUGCCUGAUACAAGAACAAAAGAUCUAUCUGUCUCAGCUAAUCUUGGGAUGUCAAACUGGGCAGAUUAUAUCAAAGCAGUGCUGAAGGACAAGCUGACAGAGGAUGCAGCUUUGGUUGGUUUUUACAACAAAGCAGUGUUGGCCUCCAAGCCAGGAGGCUUCAUGGCAGCCAUCUCCCCCCCAGAGCUGGAGGCCCUGAUGGGCAGAGAUCGAAGGAAUCUGCUGGAGACGGGAGCUACCGUCGGUGGACGGAGGGUCCUGGUCAUCCGAGAUGGCAUGAUGGGCAGCGAGACGGAACUUCGUUUUGCGGACCUUCGAACGAAAGGCGCUGAUGGGAUGGCCAUCACAGUGGUGAAGACGCACAAGAUUAUGGUGUUCCUGAUGGGGAAGCGGGGGGUGCCUGCUGGAUUCAUACACAAGAAGGCCUGUGCUAUUGCAUCCUAUCUAAAGGACAACGGGGUAUGA